Chaetomium fimeti is the source of this 660-nucleotide messenger RNA. RefSeq lists its product as uncharacterized. Lineage: Eukaryota; Fungi; Ascomycota; Sordariomycetes; Sordariales; Chaetomiaceae. The record is from RefSeq and is a predicted model, not a curated record. The transcript has a single exon. The coding region runs from base 1 to 660 and encodes 219 amino acids.
AUGCACCUCUCCCUUCUCCUCACCCUCCCCCUCCUCGCCGCCGCCACCACCACCAGCGGCAGCGAGACCACCCCCAAGAACCCGCGCGGCAUCACCGACAAGAUCAAGGGCGCCUUCGGCGACGCCCCGGCCAUGGCGCGCGAGCUGUCCGACUGCAUGGCGCUGUGCGUGGAGUUUGGCAUUUACGAUCUGGACAUGGACAAGUGCAGUCUCGACAACGGCGCCGCGGGGGUCAUGGACUGCUGGUGCCAAGACGGCGACGGCGACGGCGGCGAGGGCGCCGUCGGCCAGGCGCUGGAGAACGGCGUGCGCGAGUGUUUUGAGACGAUCAAAGAGGGCGGGCGGAGGGCCGCGAUGGGCUGCACGCUGGAGGGGUAUGAGGAGGGCAAGAUGCUGGGGAUUUGUGGCGCGCUGGAGGGGGAGAGUGGCGAGAAGAAGAAUGAGACGGGCCAGGCGAUUGGGGAGAGGCUUAGGGGGGUCCAUGCGAAGGAGGAGGAGCGUGAAAACGGUGGGGGGCGGAAGGGGGCGGUUUCGGGUGGGAAUGGGACGGGUGAGGGACAGGGUAGUGGUGCGGCUGCUGCUGCUGGGCCGGGUAUGACGGCUAGGGUUGCGGGUGCGGCGUUUGCGGCAGCGGUUGCGUAUGCUGUUGCUAUGCUCUGA